GUGUUCCAAGGUGAAGAAAAGCCAACAAAAGUCAUCCGUUCUCGAAGUGUUUCGAAAAAGAUGGUCGUGACAUUUGUGUCAAAAGCUGGUCAAAUUGCAACAAUUCCUCUUAAUGAGCAAAGAACUGUUACUGCGGAUUGGUAUACCACCAAUUGCUUGCCAAAGGUAAUCACCGAGCUUCGAAAAAUCAACCCCGAAAGAAGAAUCAUCCUCCACCAAGACAAUGCAAGCUCACACACCGCCCAAAGAACAAGGCAGUAUUUAACGGAAGAAAACGUGGAAUUAUUGGACCAUCCUCCUCAUAGUCCCGAUCUAAGUCCUAACGAUUUCUUUACUUUCCCGAAAAUUAAAAACAGACUGGUCAAAGAAUACUUCGAAAAACAAUAAAG
This is a messenger RNA of Acanthoscelides obtectus, 389 nucleotides long. The record is from the annotation of a GenBank genome assembly. NCBI's taxonomy places the organism in Eukaryota, Metazoa, Arthropoda, Insecta, Coleoptera, Chrysomelidae.